AAAAUUUUAACCAUAAUACACAAGAUCUUGACAGAUAGUUCUCUCUGUGACAAGCUAAAACAUUCGGUAACGUAAGUAUUCACAAUUUACAAAAACUUGCAUUCAUCACUGUUAAAAUCAAUAUGCAAACCUGAUUGUUAAAAAAACAUAGUUUACUAUUUUGAUUAAACCCACUCGACAAGGGUUUUCCACAAGACCAACCAUUUUAAUUUUUAAGGAACCAAAAAAAAAAAAUCUUUAGGAACCAAAAAAAAGAUAUGGUCAUAUUAGUAAGAAGAGGAAGAAUUCAGGGGCCUAGUAGUAAUUUACAACCCGGGGUCGCCGGAGCUGAAUACAUCACAGGCGGAGAAGUAAAAGACCCCUAAGACGGAGGUUUUAGCAAAGAUACAGAGAGAUUCUGAGCGAUGAAACCUUAUAGUCCUUGAUUCUCUGGGUUGCAAUGAUGUUUUCAAGAUUUCUGAAAAAAUUAGAAAACAUUGCUCAAUUCAAUAUCUGCAUUGCUUUCUCCUCCAUUGCUCAUCAAAACCAGGUUUCAAGGUCGAAACUUUAUCAUGUUUAUAGUACUGUGAGAUGUUUUCAGAGUGGUAGAUUUGUCUGUGGGGGUAAUUCUUCUUCACGGCAUUGGUCUCAGUCACCGACCCGGGUUUUCGGGAAUCGGGUUUCGAGAGCUAUGAAGAAUGAAGCUCAAAAAGCUCUCUUUGAUUACUUGCAUUAUACUAGAACCCUUAGUUUUGUUGAUGCAGAUCAUAUAAGUAAGAAUUCUCCUCGUUUUAUUUUGAGUUUGUUGUCCAAGAUUGAUGAUACUCGGAAGGAGGAUAUAUCCCGGGCAUUGACUAAGUUUCUAAGGUACAAUCCCAUCAACGAGUUUGAACCAUUUUUCGAGAGUUUGGGUUUGCGUCCAUCUGAGAUUCCGCGUUUCCUUCAACGGGACUUGGUUCUUUUGAGUGAUGAUGGUAUCAUGUUUGAGAACUUUCAUGUUCUUUGCUAUUAUGGGAUUCCGCGUGGCAAGAUUGGCCGCAUGUUUAAAGAAGCAAGAGAGAUUUUUGGAUACGAGAAUGGGGUUUUGGCGUCGAAACUUGAAGCUUAUGAGAGCUUGGUUCUUAGUAAGCCUAUAGUCAUUAAGCUUGUUACUUGUUGCCCAUUGCUUCUGGUUGGUGACAUUGAUAGUGAGUUUGUUUCUGUGAUCAAUAAGUUGAAGGGAGUAAACAUAGGAUGUGAUUGGCUUGCGCGGUAUUUGUCGGAUAGAAAAACAUAUAACUGGCUUCGGAUUCUUGAGACAAUGGAGCUCCUUGAUAAGGUGGGGUUUAAGGAUGAGAGGUUGAGUAGUCUUUUGAAAGCAUAUCCAGAUUUGGUGGGUGAGGCUUCUGGAAAUAAAGCUUAUAUUAUGUUGGAAAAGUUUCAUAAAGUUGGACUUCAGAUGAAUGAAAUCGAUAAUUUAGUGACAGACAACCCAGAGAUGCUAUUAGAGAAAUCUGUAAAAAGAAUUUUAGAGACGUUGAAAUUCUUGAAACGUAUCAGAAUGGAAAAGCAGUUUGUCGUAAGGUUUUUACUGUGUCACAUGAAGCUUAUAUGUUCAUCCUCUUUGCUAGGACCUAGAGCUGUUUGGAAUAGAUUGAAAAUCGGAAGAGACCAGUUAUGUCAGAUCAUUAAGGAAGAGCCUUUGAGAUUGUUCAGUUUAGCUUCUAAAACUAAUAAUAGUAGAAUUAAACUUGAUUCACUGGAUUUGAGGAAUGCAGAGAAAACGGUGUUCUUGUUGAAGCUAGGGUAUGUAGAGAAUUCCGAUGAGAUGGUGAGAGCUCUGAAAAAGUUUCAAGGGAGGGGAGAUGAGCUACAGGAGAGAUUUGAUUGCUUUGUGAAGGCUGGUUUGGACUAUAAUGUGGUUAGCCAGCUUGUUAAGCGGGCGCCUCAUAUGCUUAACCGGCCGAAAGGUAUCAUAGAAAAGAAGAUCAAUUUGCUAACAGAUUAUUUGGGUUAUCCAAUUGAAUCCGUGAUAGAGUCCCCAACAUAUUUGUGUUAUAGUAUGGAGAGAAUACAUCACAGAUUCUCAAUGUACAUUUGGUUGAAAGAAAGAGAUGCAGCAAUGCCGAGGCUGACACUAGGCACUAUAGUCGGUAUUUCCAAUACCCUUUUUGUGUCAUACUUUGUCAAUACCCACCCUGAAGGUCGAGCUACUUGGGAAAAUAUAAAGAAAGCAUCUACCUGAAGUGAAUUUAACUGGUCAGUUCAAUGAUAAAACGUUACCUUCAAUCUGGAAUUUUUCAGUGAGAUGGAGAGGAUCAGAGAAUAUGUCUAUGCAUAGUGAAGUAUUUCCGCCUUUGAAUUUGAUAAUUACUCUCUAUUCAUCAGUAUAGUGAUACGAAUGCCAACAAAUGGACAAGGAAGGACUUGGAGAAAGCUGAAAGAACAGAGACUCUCCAUAGUGUUGCUACGCUAUUGAGCACAGCGAAGUGAUUCUUAGACUGGAGUGAACAGAGCGACAAAUUGGAAAGGCACAGUCCUUCGUUUAUACAAUAUUCUUCUAUUGCUUUCCGAAGCUGGAAAUGCACACAUACCAUAUGAUGCAACUUGAAAUAUUUUCUUUGUUGAAGGAGACAGUAUUGGUCAGACAAGGACCCGACCUGAUACCGAAGAGAUCAGCUAACGUCUACGUAUUUACUGGGACAUACCUGUGACAGUUCUGUUCAGAAUGCAUUAUUACAGGUUGUUUGGAAGAAUGGGUUUUGUCCUUUACUCUUAGCCACCAUUAGUCUAUCUCCUGUAACUAUGUAACAUAUAGCUUUGACAAAUGAUCAUGCUUUUUCCUGACUUUUUGUGGAGUGUCUUUGUCUGUUUAAGUAUCUGAGAGUAUCUUGUAGAUUACCUAACUAUUAGAUUUUUGUAUUGGAAACAAAAGAUUGCAUAUAGUUAAAAUGUUUUGGGUUAAUCAGCA
This is a messenger RNA of Arabidopsis lyrata subsp. lyrata, 2929 nucleotides long. Its product is annotated as transcription termination factor MTEF18, mitochondrial. Bases 440 to 2203 code for a protein of 587 amino acids. Gene Ontology annotation, biological process: regulation of DNA-templated transcription; chloroplast organization. Gene Ontology annotation, molecular function: double-stranded DNA binding. The transcript is spliced from 2 exons. Gene Ontology annotation, cellular component: chloroplast. NCBI's taxonomy places the organism in Eukaryota, Viridiplantae, Streptophyta, Magnoliopsida, Brassicales, Brassicaceae. The record is from RefSeq and is a predicted model, not a curated record.